Truncatella angustata is the source of this 899-nucleotide messenger RNA. RefSeq lists its product as uncharacterized. The coding region runs from base 366 to 899 and encodes 177 amino acids. NCBI's taxonomy places the organism in Eukaryota, Fungi, Ascomycota, Sordariomycetes, Amphisphaeriales, Sporocadaceae. The record is from RefSeq and is a predicted model, not a curated record. The transcript is spliced from 2 exons.
UGUCAAAUUGCUCAAGGCCUUCUAGUGAGGUAUAGAAAUCGUGUCAUACGGUGGGCAUAAUGGUUCAAGUGUUGCCCCUUGUCAUUAUUCACACUUAAACAAUAUCCUGGUCAUGAUACAAGAUUUACAAUGUCUAUUGUUUCACAUCCCUUGACGAACAAUUUUCAGAGCUUAGCCAGAACAAAGACAAAGGAAUGCCGCAACUCGUCGCCAACUUCUAAAAACGUAUAUAACAGGGCCACCCUCCUAACAAGCAGCUACCCACUAGAAUCACGUAAAGGUUAAAACUCUUGACAGAGGAAUAUUCAGACCUUUCCGCCUUUCUCAAGUUCGCCCAAGACAAGACGGAACAGUCCUUCACUAAAAUGGGUGACGACGAGCCCAAGAUCAUCACUGAUUUAGACUACUGGCCCGAUCUGGCAAAAUACCUAACAGCCUGGCAACCAGCCGCGCAACCAGAGACGCAAUCCGAAGAAUUACCCCAGAUCCAUCUGAGCAUCACCUGUGGUAUAUGCCACCUAAACUACUUGCGCCUGCCGUCCUGGGUGAGGGACAGCAACCUCGCCGCGAAGGAAACCCGCACGGAGCCCCUGUGUGUCGUGCCGGGGUGCGGGCACGUCGUUGGCUAUGUCUGCAUGGAGAACUGGCUGGCUAAGUGCGAGGAGGCGUAUAACCCGCCCUCCUGCCCCUUUUGUAGGUUCGUAUUGCGCUAUAAUACCUGUGGGCACGACAUUCCCCUGAGGCCGGUGGCUGACCUGGCGCCAGGGCAGCGCAUAGAGCACCAGGUGCCAGGCACGCCCGUCUGCUCGCCUGUAGCAGUGCUCGAGCACUGGGAGAACUUCGACGACAUCAAGCUCGAGUGCAUGUACUGGAAAUUGAGCCCCGCGCAGCGAAGCUAA